Molecule: messenger RNA, 750 nt
Organism: Prunus armeniaca (apricot)
Lineage: Eukaryota; Viridiplantae; Streptophyta; Magnoliopsida; Rosales; Rosaceae
Source: the annotation of a GenBank genome assembly
AUGGGCGACGCAGGGACAGAUUCAGUGAUCUUCCAGAUGAAAUAUCGCCACAUACUCUCCUUCUUACCCAUGAAAUCCAUCGCACAAGUAAGUGCUACAUCGAAAAGGUGGAGAUGUCUAUGGGCUUGCUUUCCUAUUCUUGACUUCUCCGAGAAAGGCAUCAUACAUCAACGGUUACUAGUCCAAUUUCGCAAAGUGAAGACUCAUGCUGCAGUCAAUUUUCUUUCCGCCUUAUCCCAAGUUCAAAACCUUAGUGUGUCCUUUCACAUUCUUGAGAUUUUAUCGAAAAUAUAUUUUGAAGGUGGUCUACCAUAUUCAUUUAUGAACCUCAAGACUUUGGAAGUUGUUACUAGUUUGAACAAAUCUGAUGUUCCGGGUAUAGCAUGCUUAUUCAAGAGCUCUCCCGUUGUUCAAACACUCAAUAUGGCGAUAUCUUCUAUUCAUACAUUAGCAAAUGAUAGAUGGAACAACAUCUUGUUGGACAGAGCUGGCUGCAGUGAACAGCAAUUCUGGCAAUCUCAAGCUCAAACUUUGAGCCCCUUCCUUUGUCACCUAAAGCUGGUGAAUCUUCGAGUUGCAGAUCCAAUGCAUGUGGUUGACGUUGCAAGGUUUUUGCUUAAACAUGGAAAAGAAUUGCAAGAAACGGUUAUUCGUGUGAACAAAGCCUAUACCGUACCUGGUAAUAAAAUCAGUAUAAUAGAGGAACUCCCGCGGGAAUCGGAUGUCAAACUCUCAUGCUUAAUCAACUAA